CACCUUUCAUUGCUGUACACUUCUCACCUAAAUUACCUUCAACACAAUCCCAAAUACUACUAAACACAGUCAAAAUGGGAUCCAACGACUCCCCCUCCCUCCCCGCCUUGGCCACCGACUCCAAGUUCAUCUUCUUCACCGACUUCGACGGCACCAUCACCCAACAAGACAGCAAUGACUUCAUGACCGACACUCUAGGGUUCGGCCCGGCACUCCGUAAGAAGGGAAACGAGAGCGUCCUCUUCGGCCACCGCGACUUCCGCGACAGCUUCUCGGAGAUGCUGGACAGCAUCAGCACGCCCUUUGACCAGUGCAUAGAGACUCUGCUCAAGAACAUCACCCUCGACUCUGGGUUCAAGGAGUUCUUCCACUGGGCCAAGGAGAUUAACAUGCCGAUUGUGAUUCUCAGUGGCGGCAUGGAGCCUGUGAUCAGGGCGCUGUUGGCCCAUUUCUUGGGCAAGGAGGAGGCGGAUAGUUUGCAGAUUGUUAGCAACCAGGUGGCUGUUAGGCCGGGAAAGAAGAGUUUGAAUGAGGAGGGAGGGUGGAUGAUCACUUACCACGAUGACAGCGGAUUCGGCCACGACAAGUCCCUCGAAAUUCGCCCCUACGCCAACCUGCCCGCCGACCAAAGGCCAGUCCUUUUCUACGCCGGCGAUGGCGUCUCGGAUCUCUCAGCUGCCAAGGAGACGGACCUUCUCUUUGCAAAGGCUGGAAAGGAUCUCAUCACCUACUGCGAAAAGGAGAACGUGCCCUUCACCACGUUCCACGACUUUACCGAGAUCCUCGCUGUGGUCAAGGACAUCACCGCGGGCAAGGUGACUGUUAAGGAGGCUGCUGUUGGCAGGAAGUGAGCUAGCUAUCCCCUCCACCGAGCGUCUGUCGGUCUGUCUAGUCUUGUUCCUAUUCCUUUCGGCUCAGUGUUUUUUUUUCCCCUCUGGACACUAUUCUAGACGGUGCACAGGAGUGAUUGGUUGGUUGGUUAGUAGCAGGCUACUUAUGCCACUUUUCAUCCUGAUAGAACUCUUAGAAGAAGACAAAAUAAGGGAGCGGUUGUUCUUCUGAUUGUUAUAGACAAUAGACGUGUGGGUCAUGAC
Neurospora tetrasperma FGSC 2508 is the source of this 1094-nucleotide messenger RNA. RefSeq lists its product as uncharacterized. NCBI's taxonomy places the organism in Eukaryota, Fungi, Ascomycota, Sordariomycetes, Sordariales, Sordariaceae. The transcript is spliced from 3 exons. Gene Ontology annotation, molecular function: phosphatase activity. The coding region runs from base 75 to 851 and encodes 258 amino acids. The record is from RefSeq and is a predicted model, not a curated record.